AUGGAACCAAUUCCAUCAUUAAUUGAAUUUGAUGAGUUAUAUAAAGAGAAUUUAUUUUUAAAAAAACAAAUAAAUCAAUAUAAAGUUGAAAAUGAACAAUUAAAAUAUGAUAAAAAUCAAAUGAAAAAAAGUUUAGAAAAAGCAAGAUUAAUAAUAGUCGAACAAAGAAAAAAAAUUAUUUCACCACCACCAAUUGUAGAUUCAUUUGGAAAUGUUCAAAUUUCAACUCCUUCUUCAACUAUUUCCUCUCCUUCAAUUGGUAAACAACUUCAAUCACAAUCACAACUACAACAACAAAUAAAUAAACAAUAUCAAGAUUCAACAAUAAAAAAUAUUUCAAACGAAACUUUAAAUAAUAAUAAUAAUAAUAAUAAUAAUAAUAAUAUUAAUAACUCAAAUGAUUUUGAAAUUGAAAUUAAUUUAGGUUCAAGUAAGAAAUCAUCACCAAUGAUUAAAAGUUUUUCAUUACCAUCAAUUAAUAUACCAUUUUUUUCAUUUCAAAAUAAUAAUAAUAACAAUAAUAUUAAUAAACUAAAACAAUUUGAUGAAGAAGAACAAAUUGAAAUUGAAUAUCCUAUUGAAUCAAUAUCGACAACACCAUGUUCAUUUAAUAGUGAAUGUUCAACACCUAAUGGAAGUGUAUCAAUACCAUUUUGUUUAAGUAAAUCCCUACCUAGUAUAGCUACAAAUUUAAACAUCAACAACAAUAAUAAUAACAAUAAUACAAAUAAUACAAAUAAUAAUAAUGGAAUACUAUUGGAAACAAUUAAAAAUAUGUUAAAAAAGAAUAAAGAUAAAACAAAAGAGCAAGAGCUAUUAAUUCGUCAAUUAAAGCAACAGAAUACAAUUUUAUUAGACUUAAAUAAUUCAUUCAAAGAAAGAACUGAAAUUUUAGAAAAAAAAGUCAUUUUAAAUAAACAACAAUUAAAUAAUAAUAAUAUUAAAAAUGAUAAUAAUAAUAAUAACCAAAAUAACAAUAUUAAUAAUUUUAAUAGAUCACCAUCAAAAUUAUUAAAUAAUAUUAGAUUAUCACCUUUAGUAUGUUCUUCAAAUAUUCCUAAUAAUAAUACUAAUAAUAACAAAAAUAAUAAUAAUAAUAAUAAAAAUAAGCAACAACAAAAUGAUGUUCAGUUAGAAGUAAUUGUAUUAUAA
This is a messenger RNA of Dictyostelium discoideum AX4, 1152 nucleotides long. RefSeq lists its product as hypothetical. Bases 1 to 1152 code for a protein of 383 amino acids. The transcript has a single exon. The record is from RefSeq and is a predicted model, not a curated record. NCBI's taxonomy places the organism in Eukaryota, Evosea, Eumycetozoa, Dictyosteliales, Dictyosteliaceae.